Paramecium sonneborni is the source of this 324-nucleotide messenger RNA. Lineage: Eukaryota; Ciliophora; Oligohymenophorea; Peniculida; Parameciidae. The record is from the annotation of a GenBank genome assembly.
GAAAUAGAUGAAUAGUUUACAAGUGAUUGAAUUUUCUAAUAGAGUUUUUGAUAAAUAUGAUAAAAAUAAAUCAGGGUUUAUUGAGAAAGAUGAAUUAACUUUGUUAUUAAAUAAUCUUGCCAAAGAAAUUAACUCAUAAGUCUUUCUUUGUUUAAUUAAUUUUAGUUACCCACUAAGAAAGAGAUUGAUUAUAUUGUUCGCUAUCUUGAUAAAAAUAAUGAUUAAAAGAUUAGCAGAAAUGAAUUUUAGGAAUUAGGAAAAUUAAUGGUGAAAGCAUUUCAGGGCAUUUGAAUUAUUUGUAAAUUAUUUUUAAAAUUAUCAGAG